AUCUCCCCAGACGUAACUUUAUGCACCUCUGAGUGCUUGCUGUCACUCUUGCCACCAUUGCCGGCUCAAGAAGUCAUAACGUGUUCCAGCUUUCAGACCACAUCCUUGGAAGGUCCUUCACGAGGCCUGGGGCCUUCGGAAUGCCACCAAAGAAGAAAACGAAACCCUUACCGCCAGGAAAGAAAACGAACAACAGAGCUUCUGCGCGUGCAGGGACUAGUGCAGUAUCCACUAAGCGAAAGCAACAAGGAGAAGACUGGAAGCAGUCCCGGCUGGCACCAGACAUCCCAUUACAUAUGACAACACGACGUGCUGCAAAGACGUCGUCUAAUCAUACGAGCCCAGCUGCACCGUCAAGUGCAGCUUCCGGCAGUCGACGUAGUUCUCUGAACGACGUUGCGCAACAAUCAGACUUUGACGAUGAACCAGCCAAGCGCAGCCGAAUGUCGACCGAUUCUGGUUCGCCAAAUGGUUCAUUUGGUAACAGCACUCCUAUGAAUGGAACUCAAACACCGGAGCUGGACGAGCCUGUAUCGGAAGCGAUUCUGCAGUUAUCAAAGACUGCCGGGAAGCGGAGGCGGGCUUCAGACGACUCAACGCAGUCCAGCAAAACACGACCAAAUGGUGUUCUGACCCGUACUCAAAGCGAUGUCCCCGAACAACAACCGCGCCAAAAAAAGCGCAAAACAACCAGCGCACCUACGGAUUCAGCCGAUCAGCCUCCAGAACUGACAGAUGCAAGCACGGCGCCAAAUUCUCCAGAACAGGUUCCUGAGGUUGCGAUUAGCUUGAAUUUGCAAAAUGUCUUGCCUGCCAAUGGCGACGCGCCUGCAAAGGUCCCGAAGCGCCUUCCUGGUCGCCGACGCCAACCGCAUCCGGACAUGAAUGUCGAAGUGGAUCUGCGUAGGCAACUCAACCUGAAGACAAGUUAUCGAAGCGUCGCAAAAGUGCUGAAGAGCUAUUUAGAUGAGCUAGCGCACAGAGCGAUCAGAAACCUUGAUAACGACCAGGACUUUCACAAAAAUUGCCCCGAGUACAAGCCACUCAUAGACGGUUUGGAUAGUAAGCGAGAUGCUCAACUUGGUUAUUGUGCAGCAUGGCGCUCGGAGAGGAUGCAUCAGCUGGAGAGGGUGCAGGCCGCUGAGGAGCAGAUCCAGAAAAAGCAGUACAUUAAUCGCUUCGAAGACUUGCGAGACGACUAUCUGCAGCGAUGCUAUUUCCGCUUGAAGCAAAUCGAACGAGAAUGGAAGAAUGCCCAAGAUGACGCUACAGACGACGAGGAUAACGUGCUGCCACCAACAUACACAGACGGAUCGACUACCGGUGUGGACGACAGACUCAGCUCCAAGUUUGCAUCGCGGAGUCGGGCAUACGUUGAGGCUGACCGGGAGCUUGAGAACGAUGUCAGGCGGAGCCUGUUCGACCAAGCUCGCGCCACAUUUGUCGCAAAAGACGAGGAUGCCAAUGACUCUAUUAACGAACUUACUGGCGGCUUUGCGCAGUAUGCUGGACCUGAUCGCUCCGAAGCGAUUGCACAUUACAACAUAGCCAGUCUUGUGGAUGCUGUCGUUGAAGUCGAAAGAACGCCUUCACCAGAACCUCACUUGCCCGAGGAGCAGAUCAUUCCCAAUGAUCAAGCGACUAUGCUUAUGUUCCUUGCUGACCUUUCAACGUCGGUACCUGAGAACGAUCAUCGUUCUGCUGCUCCUGGCGAGACAUUCGUAGAGGAGCCGCUUCCAAAUCCUGAACAGCAUCUUGACAGACAGGGAUCACUGCCGCUCGUUCCAGGCUCACCACUGCGUCUAGAUUCAAACGUAUCUCAUGAUAGUCCAGUACCGACACCACAGCCGGCCUUGAGUAUCUCUCAGGAUGCACUACAUCUCGGUCUGAAUGGUAAUAAUACUACGAAGCCUUCGGAGAUAACCGAGAAGCCUGCCCCUGCACGCACAACUCACCGGAUCAUGGAUAUGCUAAAUAAUGACUCAGAUGUGCCUGUCUCAAAACCUCGAGCAUCACUACCUCCAACUCAGGAUCCUCAGCCACCAGGCACGCCGUCCAGGCGAGAUCAUAACAUCCAACAUGAGACACCAUCCCGAAACGAUGCCACGCGCCUUGAGAAUAUUGUCAACCAACCGGAGCAAACAGAGUCAGAACAUCAUGUAGACCAACAAUUGAUGGACGCAUUGAGCGGGCCUGUCCCCCCUCCCACCGAACCGCCAUCGCCGGCCCGACCACAUCCGAUGCCAUGGCAGCAACCAGGCGUUCUUCCACAACACAAUAUCCCACCACCGAGAGAAGCUGACGAGUCACUGCGGCGAAAGGAUCCGCGAGAUACAUUGCGCAAGAUAAGAGAGUUGCUUGACAGGAAGGCAGCAGAACACGGUAUAGUCUAUCCAGACAGGUCUCACUGGUCUGAUUACCUAAAACGGCCUGAUGAUAGAAGGGAAGCCGCGCCCGCAUAUGAUCCACAACAUCCUUCUGCUGGAUUGCAAAGUGUAUCCGACACAAAUGCACCUCCUUCGCAGCGUCGGGGAUCCUACGACCGAGGACAAUCGUACUGGGACCGUGACAGGCAAUCAAGCGUUUCGCAGGCAUCUCGACCGUCGCCGUUUCAGGGCAGCCCUCCUCAGCUUUACAACGGCGACUCAAGUAGAUCUGGACACGCACCCGCGCACCAAAGCCCAUAUGCUUCGUUACCACCAAAGCCGCCUGGUCCUCCUCCAUCCAACCCGGUCAAUUUUCGAUUCGCGCACUACGAUCCGAUCCCUCCGCCUCAAACAUCAAGACCGCCGUAUCAUUUGCCUACAUCAAACUUCCCGUCAGCCUCGCAUCCCCCACACCCCCCUCCACCGCCAGGUCCAUACGGUCACACUUACCCUUCACCUUAUCAACAUGCCUAUGCCCCGCCUUCUGUACCUUACCAAGCUCAACCUCCCCCGCCACCAAAUGCCUCUCAAUACCCACCCCUCAAAAUUCAUCAAUACGGUGGCCAGCCAAUCCUUCCAGCUAGCAUGGCGCCCCCACCAUAUCCAGGCUUGGUACAACACAGCCAGUCUGCUGCCACAUCUGCAUUUUCGCCCCUGCUAGGCCAAGCUGCAACGUCACAGCAACAGCCUCCUUCACUACAGCCAAACCCACAUAGCGAGCAGAGCGAUCGCCGCGACAGUAACUUUAUGGGCCCGCAAAGCAGGCCGAGACGUGCAUACAGGAGCUAUCACGCUCCUGGGACUCAGUUUAGAACAUACAACGGUCCUGGUGGUGGCAGAGGAAGGGGCGGAGGUGGAGGCGGUUCUUAGGGAGCCCGCUCUCAGGCCCAGGUUGUCGAACAUUGUGAUACUUCACAGAGCCCUGUUGAC
Boeremia exigua is the source of this 3356-nucleotide messenger RNA. RefSeq lists its product as uncharacterized. The record is from RefSeq and is a predicted model, not a curated record. Bases 141 to 3296 code for a protein of 1051 amino acids. NCBI's taxonomy places the organism in Eukaryota, Fungi, Ascomycota, Dothideomycetes, Pleosporales, Didymellaceae. The transcript has 4 exons.